UGUCUUCCUUUAAACAGACACACAAUGAGUGUAGCAGAGUCACAACAGGAAUACUUGACUGAGAAGAACACAGCGGGCACGCUGGAGCUGCCUGACUUGCCCCUGCAGAAGGGCUCUGUGAAGCUCCUCACGCAGAGAUGGGAGUGUGCCAGUGCUCCAAGAUCCAGCUUGACACUCCGACGCCUACCAGCCCUGAGGUCUCCAGUACCAGAUAAAACAAGACAGAGCAGCACUGUAGAGAAAGUCCUGGCAGACAGCGAGAAGGUGGAGGUGUUCAAGGAGGAGCCCCUGGGUGGCCCUCGCCAGAUUGAGCGCUCCACCAUCGCUGUAAAGGAGCUGCAGAGCCGCUUUGAGAUCCUGGGUGGCAGAAAGGAAGCAGAACAUGAGAGAAGUUCACUUUCAUCAACAUUGAAGAGUCAUCCUGGAAGCCAAUCUGACAUCUUGAAUGAGUCCAGCGUGAAAAGGGGGAGAGCAAUCUUUGAGAAGAUGUCAUCAGGAAAUGGACAGAACAACCUUGAAGUGGGUCAUCGCAAACGUGUGAGAGGAUUACCAGAAGAGAGUACUCCCAAGGCUGGGAACACAUUGAUGGACUUUGAUGAGACCGUCUCCUUGAAAGAAAAAUUGGCUCUGUAUCAGGCCGCUGUGUCCAAGGCAGAGAGCAGCAACUCCUCUUCUAGUACUCCAGAGAAAACCAAAUCCUCUACUGUGUCUGGGGGCCUGGCAUCAGUAAGGAAAAGAUUUGAGAAAGGGAAGACGACCUCUUCGAACAGGACCUUUGCUCAAUACCAGCACCACCAGAGAUCUGCACAGGAGACAUCCAGUAUCAAUCAGCUUAAAAUAUCAAACAGCACGAGGGAAGCUGGAUGCAAUGGAAUGACCUCCAAGGAAAGUCUAGUGGAAGCAUUUCAACCACAAGAGGUUUCUCUUGGGGAGCAAGGAACACCUGAGACAAACAAGGCUUCUACAUUUACACAGAGCACUGAUGAAACAGUAACCAGUGCAGUUAUGAAUGAGGACUUCCCAAAAACUUCUACACAGAUUUUAAAACAGCAUUUUGAAAUGACAGCUCAGGAAAACACUGUACCCUCUGACAGAGAGACUGCAACACCUGCAAAAAAUGUACAGAAACUACUGUUUCAGGAAAAUGAAAUAUGCACACUCUGUCAGCAGAGAGUUUAUCCAAUGGAACGCCUAGUCGCCGACAAGCAAAGUUUUCAUAAAUCAUGUUUCCGAUGUCACCACUGUGGCAGUCAAUUAAGCUUGGGAAAUUAUGCAUCUCUCCAUGGACAAAUAUAUUGUAAACCCCAUUUUAAGCAACUUUUCAAAUCUAAAGGAAAUUAUGAUGAAGGUUUUGGACACAAGCAACAUAAAGAUUUAUGGAAGCCUAAAGAUCAGUGUAGCUCAGCUGGCAAAGUUCACACUGAAGAAAUAAAUCCGAUUAAUCAUAUACCUGUUGAUCCUAAACUUCUCAGAGAGACUGAUCAAGACUUGUACUCAGGUACUGAAGGCAUCCACCCUAAUAUCCUGGAUAAUAAUUUGAUAAAAUCCACAGAAAGAGGAAAAUUAAAAAUGACAUGGCCUCCUUCAACAGAUGAUACAGCACAUAAGAAAACAUACUUUAUUGAAGGAUCAGCAAAAGUAAAUAAGCUAAAGUGGCCCCCAGAAGGUUUGGCUCAAGAAGGUUCUAGCUUACAUGCCAGUAAGCCUCUGGACAAUGAAAAAAAUCUUCAGAAAGAAAAUGCUCCAGAGCAAAACAAGAAUGACACUGCAAGUACACAACAAAAUCAACACUCAGCCUUUACCUCCCUAUCUGCAAAAGAAGCCACAAGUACCUGUAAAACUAAGGGCAAUAUGGGAAAAGAUGAGGAAAUUAAGAACAAAACAGGUGGAUCAGAGAUUAGGGAGGAAAGUGGGAAGGGUAUUAACGAGAGUGAUAAUGUGACAGGGCAUAGUGCUGAGAAAGAGCAAGAGAAAAAUAAAGCUAGUGAUCUCGAAGUUGUACAGGUUACUAAUAUUGAUGAUGAAGCAGUACAAAAGAAUCACAAAGAGUUCAGUUUGAAUAGUAACAACAACAACAACUAUGCCAUAUUUCCACAUCCAAACAUUUGCAGGCAGGAAACGACUCUCACAGCCACAUCUAACCAAAUGACAGAAUUAAGCCAUGCAAUUUGCACUACAUUGCAGCAUGCCUUUGAAAAACUAGAAAAUCAGCCUGGAAAUGAAGAAAUACUUCAAAUACAUGAAACUUUUGAGAGCUAUUCUAGCAAUACAGUAACUGCUUCACUAGAUGAACAGAGUUCAGAAGAUGCUGGUACUUCUAAUAGUCUUGCUCAAUGUAAUAAGGAUGCCACUUGUCCAAAAUCUUAUACUAAUAGCACAUUUGUUUUAAAGAAGACAACUAAGACAACAUUCCCUGUUGAUACUGAGUUGGUAUGCAUUGGAAAAGAAUCAAGAAGUGACAAAAAUUUAAAUACUAUUUUAUAUGAACAUGUGAAAGCAUUAUUUCUUAAAGACAACUACUUUGUUUUAGACUUUAGUCUAAUAGACUCUGUAGACAGAACCAGAUAUUCCUCCAGACCAUAUUCAAAAGAACAUAAGAGUUGUAAUAAGAAACUGAAUGAUAUUAAUGUCCAUCAAGAAGACGAAAUAGGUGAAGUGUCCAAGAAUGACAGAAGCACACCUUUAGAGUUACUGAACUCAAGAUAUUCCACCUAUCCAUCAUCCCAAGGAGAGAAAGUCCAAAUAGCUCACCGUAGAAGAGCAAAUUAA
This is a messenger RNA of Gallus gallus (chicken), 2769 nucleotides long. RefSeq names its product xin actin binding repeat containing 2 (gene XIRP2). Gene Ontology annotation, biological process: actin filament bundle assembly. NCBI's taxonomy places the organism in Eukaryota, Metazoa, Chordata, Aves, Galliformes, Phasianidae. The record is from RefSeq and is a predicted model, not a curated record. Gene Ontology annotation, cellular component: actin cytoskeleton; plasma membrane. Gene Ontology annotation, molecular function: actin filament binding. Bases 25 to 2769 code for a protein of 914 amino acids. The transcript has 10 exons.